This is a messenger RNA of Chaetura pelagica (chimney swift), 450 nucleotides long. It is a transcript of the gene SLA2, whose product is annotated as Src-like-adaptor 2. The transcript is spliced from 4 exons. The record is from RefSeq and is a predicted model, not a curated record. Bases 1 to 450 code for a protein of 149 amino acids. NCBI's taxonomy places the organism in Eukaryota, Metazoa, Chordata, Aves, Apodiformes, Apodidae.
AUGCUCAUCUUCUGCUCCAUUUCAGGCUGCUUCUCGCUGUCGGUGCGGCACGGGCAGCGCUGCUCCUGGGACUCGGUGUCUCACUAUCGCAUCCACCGCCUGGAGAACGGCUGGCUCUACAUCUCCCCCCUGCUCACCUUCCCCAACCUGCACGACCUGGUGGAUCACUACUCUGAGUUCAGAGAGGGGCUGUGCUGCCCCCUCAGGGAGCCCUGUGCCCCGGGAGGGGUGAAGGUGGCCCCAGUCCCUGCCAUGCCUGCUGUGGUGAAGAAGCCAUCGCUCAACUGGGAUGAGAUCGACAGUUCCCUGCUGUUCUCGGCCACCACGUCCCCACCAGAGGACUCUCCCAUCAGCCUGGGCCUGCGAGAAGCCAUCAGCUCCUACCUCCUCCUGACUGAGGCUGCCACCCCCAAGCAGGGCCCUGUGGGGAAGGGGGCAAAGAGCAGCUGA